Messenger RNA from Chaetomium fimeti, 1579 nucleotides. RefSeq lists its product as uncharacterized. Gene Ontology annotation, molecular function: protein binding. The transcript is spliced from 3 exons. NCBI's taxonomy places the organism in Eukaryota, Fungi, Ascomycota, Sordariomycetes, Sordariales, Chaetomiaceae. The record is from RefSeq and is a predicted model, not a curated record. Bases 1 to 1227 code for a protein of 408 amino acids.
AUGACUUCGACGAGGUGCUGGCGCGGGCAGAGAGACUCUCGGUUCAGAGUCAUGCUGCUUCUAGCUUUUUUCAUACAUCUCCAAUCACUAACGGCUUUGCAAUGGAAGCACACGCGGGACUGGACUGUGUGCUCGUGGAACGGGUACGCUGGGCCGUUGAUCCUCCAGUCACAGCAGCAAAUAUGCCCCCUCGCAAGCGAUUGGUCGCUCUGGUCACAUCAACCCAUUUGUCCCGAGCCAGCUGAAGACGAUUAUGACUCGGAGCCGCUUUCACCCGAUUGUGUUUUCACACUCGCCGCUUUUCGGGGCAACCAGGGCAUCAGCCUAAUAACCACCCCCCACCUUGCCGCCAGCCUCGCCGACCAGCUGGAUGACUCAAGAGUGUCACCAAGACUCAGACAUCAACUGGCAAGUGGGGGCCAUAGCCAACAGAAUGACAAUGUAGCCUAUGAAAUUCGAGAGGUGCCGGGACGUGGCAAGGGGGUGCUUGCCAAGCGCAAGUUUGAAGAACAUGAGACCGUCAUGGUCGGGUUCCCCGUGCUGGUUGUUAGGUUGGACUUCAUCAACGGAGACCGAUAUAGCACUAAGCAGAAACGACACAUGAUGGAAGCGAGUGUGAAGCAACUCCCACCAGAGCAGCAAAAGGCAAUAGGGUCCCUGGCACGGAACACAGGCGGAGAACCUAUUCUGGAUGCUUUCCGUACCAACGGUUUCGGUAUUGAGAUUGACGGAAUCCAACACUUGGCGCUUUUCACCGAUGGCUCGAGAGUCAACCACAAUUGUCGGCCGAAUUCUUAUUGGCGUUACGUCAAUGGCGACAUAGCGAUGGAAGUUGUGGCACUGCGAGACAUUCAACCCGGGCAAGAAGUUGCACAUAGUUGUAAGAACCAACCCCAGCCCGUGGUCGAGACGACAGCUCACCUCUACCUUGGUAGAUGCUCCGCUGGGGUAUACUUACGAACAACGGAAAACCAUCCUUCAAGCAUGGGGAUUUCAUUGCAGGUGCGCGUUGUGCUCCGAGCAUAUCGAAGAGCGAAACGCCUCCGACAAACGGCGAGAACGCCUGCUCGAGAUUCAUCAGACACUGAGCCAGGCGGAGAGACUCGGCGGCCAACGCGUCGGGCAGCUCGUAAUAGAGGCUGUGGGGUUGAUCGAGAAGGAAGAAUUACGCCCGCAACUUGUGGAGUAUUAUCAACGGUUUGCGAAAGCGUACCUGAUGGUCAAUGAUCUCAAAAGAGCGCGAGCAUUUGUCGCCGAAACUGAUAAGAUGUGGGUGUUGUAUGGAGGAGAGCAGCAUGAAAAUAUUGAUGGCAUGCGAGAGUUAUGGCAGACUUUGGAAGAAGCAGAACGGGAUGCCGAAGACGAUUGAUUGCGUAUCGAGAGGUCGGAGAGGGAUGUAGUAGCUCGGAAGACUAGAAGUCUCGUUCGGUUGAAAAAUAAGGGAACAACUGUCCCACGCUGAUGACGUGGUGGCUUGACUGGGAAAGCUCAUGUAGUGUUCGGCAUUUCAGUAUGGCAGAUCUUGUUUCCCUUCGCAAGAUAUGUAACAUGUUCGCGUGGGGGCCGGUGUGCAUACAGG